CUUUUGUUAUUGUAGGGCCGGAGUUGGGAACGGGAUCGGGAACGGGACAGGAACGGGGAUCGGGAACGGGACAGGGAACGGGGACAGGGAACGGGGACAGGGCUGAGCCUGCGGGGACAUCAGGCCAGGGGGCUGCAGGCACAGCCGUGAGCCGGAGGAGAUGCGGCGGGAGCCGGGCCGCGAGUGACGGCAGCCGGGGGCGGAGGGCCGCAGCGCCAUGUCCCUGGGCAGUGACAGCGGCCCCGGCAUCGUGCACAGCCUGCUGUGCCACCGGCAGGGAGGGGACAGCGAGGCCUUCGCCCGCCGCGCCAUCCAGAGCCUGCUGAGGAAGCUGAAGGAGAAGAGGGACGAGCUGGACGCGCUGGUGGCCGCUGUCACCUCCGGCGGGGCGCAGCCCGGCCAGUGUGUCACCGUCCAGCGCACCCUGGACGGGCGGCUCCAGGUGGCCGGCAGGAAGGGGUUCCCGCACGUCAUCUACGCCCGGCUCUGGCGCUGGCCCGACCUGCACAAAAACGAGCUGAAACCCGUGAAAUUCUGCCAAUUCGCCUUCGACCUCAAGUGCGACAGCGUCUGUGUCAACCCCUACCACUACGAGCGCGUGGGGACCCCCGCCAGCGGUCUGAGCGUCCAGAGCACAGUGCCGCGCCCGGUGAAGGAGGAGUUUGUCCAUGACUGUGUGCAGAUGGAGCCGCCGGAACCGGGGGCCGAGCCCCCCGCCCUGCCCUACCGAGCGCUGCCCCCCCGGUGUCCCCCUGAGCCCCCCCGUGUGCCCCGGAUCUGCCCUGCGCUCCCCACGGCGCCCCAAGCGACCCCGCAGGACCCCCUGCUCCCCCUGCCCCACAGCGAGGCCCCCCCAGCACAGCCUCCCCCGCAGAACGGGUACCCCAAACCCCCCCAGCACAGGUCACCGCUGAGCUGGAGCAGUGCCCCCAUCCACACCCCGGCUUUGGGGGGGUCCCAUCCCGGCAGCCGGAGCCACCCAAAGCCCCCCCAGCACCACCCCAACCACUGCUGGCCCCCCCACCAUAACCCCGUGCUGCAGCCCCCCGUGUCCACCCACCCUGGGCCGGAAUUCUGGUGCUCCAUCGCCUACUUCGAGCAGGACGUGCAGGUGGGGGAGAUCUUCAAGGUGCCCUCCAGCUGCCCCAGCGUGGUGGUCGAUGGCUACGUGGACCCCUCCGGGGGAGCCCGCUUCUGCCUGGGGCAGCUCUCCAACGUCCAGCGCUGCGCGGCCAGCGAGAGGGCACGGCUGCACAUCGGGAAGGGGGUGCAGCUGGAGCGGCGCGGAGAGGGGGACGUGUGGAUGCGCUGCCGCAGCGAGCACGCCGUGUUCGUGCAGAGCUUCUACCUGGACAGGGAGGCCGGCAGAGCCCCCGGGGACGCCGUGCACAAGGUGUACCCCGGAGCACACAUCAAGGUGUUUGACCUGCGGCUGUGCCACCGGCAGAUGCAGCAGCAGGCGGCCACUGCCCAGGCUGCGGCCACCGCUCAGGCCGCUGCUGUGGCCGGCAGCAUCCCCGGGCCCGGCUCGGUGGGUGGCAUCGCCCCGGCCAUCGGGCUGUCGGUGGCCGCGGGGCUCGGCGUGGACGACCUGCGGCGCCUGUGCCUCGUUAGGCUGAGCUUCGUCAAGGGCUGGGGGCCCGACUACCCCCGGGCCAGCAUCACCUGCACGCCCUGCUGGAUCGAGGUGCACCUGCACCGCGCCCUGCAGCUGCUGGACCACGUCCUGCACGCCCUGCCCGACGCCCACGCCUGACUCUGGA
This is a messenger RNA of Poecile atricapillus (Black-capped chickadee), 1763 nucleotides long. Its product is annotated as mothers against decapentaplegic homolog 4-like. Gene Ontology annotation, biological process: SMAD protein signal transduction; transforming growth factor beta receptor signaling pathway; BMP signaling pathway. The record is from RefSeq and is a predicted model, not a curated record. The coding region runs from base 218 to 1756 and encodes 512 amino acids. NCBI's taxonomy places the organism in Eukaryota, Metazoa, Chordata, Aves, Passeriformes, Paridae. The transcript is spliced from 12 exons. Gene Ontology annotation, molecular function: RNA polymerase II cis-regulatory region sequence-specific DNA binding; I-SMAD binding; DNA-binding transcription factor activity, RNA polymerase II-specific. Gene Ontology annotation, cellular component: heteromeric SMAD protein complex.